GGGGCUCACGCGCACCUCCACUAAAGAACCGGCUGGAAAACAGAGACCGGCAACAAAGCAUAGGUCCACGCAGGAAGAAAUCUCUCUUGGCAUCUUAAAGACAUCUUGUGGCAACCUCUGAACCACCAAAGACUGUCCCUUUAAGACCGUCCCUUUAAAGGACGGCGCUGUCUCCCGGUGGGGGCAGCGGAUAGGUGGAGCUGGAGGGUGCGGCGGGGCAAUUCCCAGGUAGCUCAAGCUCUCCCAUUCAUAACCCCACAACCCCUUGCAGCUCUUAAAGGGCCAGGCAGCAGGCGGCGCUCCCUCCAAAGGUCAGGUGCAUUGUGGGAAGAGAAAGUUACUUUCAGUUUUGCACCAAAGGAAGUGGAGAGAAGCAAGGAGGAAGAGCUGCGGCACUUGGGGAGUUGUGGACCCACUUAAGGAGAGAAUCACCCAUGGGAGAACAUGGGGCAGCUCCCAGUCUCUCAGCUGGGGGCUUUGAGAGUUCCCAAGGAGCUCACGUCACUGAAUUGACUCAGACCACUUUGGCGAGAGACCUGGAGGUGCCUGCGAGUGAUGGGGACGAUGCCAACACCCUGAUAAUCCUGCAGUUGUGUCCCUACACGGAGGACGGAAAUGAUUUGCAUCCAGAUGGAGGGAUCCUGAAACAUUCGACCACUUUGACAAACCGCCAACGGGGCAACGAGGUUUCUGCCUUGCCGGCUACCCUGGACACGCUGUCCAUUUACCAGCUAGCAGCUCAGGGCGAACUUGCCCUGCUGAAAGAAAAUCUACGGAAAGGUGAGAACCUGGUGAACAAACCAGAUGAGCGAGGCUUCACCCCGUUGAUGUGGGCCUCAGCUUUCGGAGAGAUCAAAAUCAUCCGUUGCCUCCUGGAACUGGGCGCGGACCCUCAUGCCCUUGCGCACCAACGGGAGAGCGCUCUGUCGCUCGCCUGCACUGGAGGAUAUACUGACAUUGUGGUCUUGCUGCUGGAGAAGAACGUCGACAUCAACAGCUACGACUGGAACGGUGGGACCCCACUCUUGUAUGCUGUGCGGGGCAAUCACGUGAAGUGUGUCGAGACUUUGCUGGCUCGAGGUGCUGAUCUUACCACUGAAGCGGAUUCUGGUUACACGCCAAUGGACCUGGCUGUGGCGUUGGGUCACCGAAAAGUCCAGCAGGUGAUUGAAAAGCAUAUUCUGAAAUUAUUCCAGAACAAAGAGACUGAAUGAAAAGCCCCUCGGCUCAGCCUUUGCCAAGAUGAAGAAAGCCAGAACUAAAUGGCACAACUGCUCAUGGAUAUGG
Eublepharis macularius is the source of this 1287-nucleotide messenger RNA. RefSeq names its product regulatory factor X associated ankyrin containing protein (gene RFXANK). The transcript is spliced from 10 exons. The record is from RefSeq and is a predicted model, not a curated record. Bases 435 to 1214 code for a protein of 259 amino acids. Gene Ontology annotation, cellular component: nucleus. Gene Ontology annotation, biological process: regulation of transcription by RNA polymerase II. Lineage: Eukaryota; Metazoa; Chordata; Lepidosauria; Squamata; Eublepharidae. Gene Ontology annotation, molecular function: protein binding.